Messenger RNA from Seriola dumerili (greater amberjack), 2982 nucleotides. RefSeq names its product monoglyceride lipase (gene mgll). Gene Ontology annotation, cellular component: membrane. NCBI's taxonomy places the organism in Eukaryota, Metazoa, Chordata, Actinopteri, Carangiformes, Carangidae. Gene Ontology annotation, molecular function: lipase activity. Bases 202 to 1152 code for a protein of 316 amino acids. The transcript has 8 exons. The record is from RefSeq and is a predicted model, not a curated record.
ACUGAGGCUGACCAGUAGUGGAACCAUCAUCAGUCAGUCAGGGACACUAGCGACUAUAGGGCCAGUCAAGAACGAACCAGGUACUGAGUACAGUCCACAACGGUUAGAAAACCAGGAAAUGUGAGAAGAGUAGAGUAGAGGUGUUACCUUGCAGGGGAAUAUUUAUCAUUGAUAGUCAUUUCUUUCCAGCGUUGGUGGAGAAUGAAACAGAACCUAAAGGAAGACUCCUCCAUGCCGGAGCCCGGAGCUGCUCCGCGGCGGAGCCCGCAGGGAGUUCCCUACACCGACCUGCAGCACAUCGUCAACGCCGACGGACUGCACCUGUUCUGCCGCUACUGGGAGCCCGCCGGCCCGCCAAGGGCUCUGGUGUUCGUGGCCCACGGGGCCGCGGAGCAUUGUGGGCCGUACGAUGAGGUCGCACAGAGACUGAAGGAGCUGUCCCUGCUGGUGUUCGCACACGACCACGUCGGUCAUGGUCAGAGUGAAGGAGACAGGAUGAACAUCAAAGACUUCCAGGUUUACAUCAGAGACGCUCUGCAGCACGUCGACCUGAUGAAGUCACGUCACCCCGAGCUGCCCGUCUUCAUCGUGGGUCACUCCAUGGGCGGAGCGAUCUCCAUCCUGACGGCGAGUGAGCGGCCCAGUGAUUUUGCUGGAGUGGUUCUGAUCGCACCGAUGGUCCAGAUGAACCCAGACUCAGCCACGCCAUUCAAGGUUUUCCUGGCGAAGGUCCUGAACCACAUGUUACCCAGCCUCACUCUGGGCUCCAUUGAGUCUAAGUGGGUCUCAAGGGACAAGACAAAGGUGGAGGCUUAUGACGCUGAUGAGCUGAACUUCCACGGCGGGAUGCGGGUGUCGUUCGGCAUGCAGCUGAUGGGGGCCGCGGCUCGCAUCGAGCGGGAGAUCCCGUCCAUCAGCUGGCCCUUCCUGCUGCUGCACGGCGACGCUGACAAGCUCUGUGACAUCAGAGGCUCCAAGAUGAUGUACGAGAAGGCCGCCAGCUCCGACAAGAAACUCAAGGUGUAUGAGGGAGGUUACCACGCCCUCCACCACGACCUGCCGGAGGUGGCCGAGUCCGUGCUGAAGGAGGUGACCGGCUGGAUCACAGAGCGCCUCCCCGCCGCCACGCCGCCACAACAGCAAGUGUCGUAGAGCCAAGCGUCAGAGCUCAGUGUCCUGCAGACCCAGAGUCACACAUCACAACACUUCUGUGUCUAGUCUGAGGAACACAGUGGCGCAUUUAGACUGACAUUACUGUUUACUAACAGUAACCCCCCCCCCCUGUGUACCUGUCCAUCAAACACCUCGGCUUAUUGUAGACACUCACACUCUCAGCAGCUGUUUCCCUGCAACACUUCCAAUCUUUCAUUAAUUAGAUUACAUCAUCAUCAUCUCAUUAGAGCUCAGUCAGAGCAGCUCCAGACCAGCAAGGGUUAAACUUCAGUGUGCUGGGAGUCAAAGUGCAAUAUGAUGUCAUCAUAUCACCCAUGAUGCUCCGCUCAUCACAUUCUGUUUAAUUAGCGACGUACCAUGUUACUGAUCUGCACAGCGACGCAGGCAGGUCAAAGGUCAGGAGCAGCAGCUGAUGGACAGUCUGAGUGUAGCUGAGUUUCUCUGAUCUGACCUCAGCUCGUCUCCUCCUCUCCUCGUCUCCUCCUCUCCUCCUCUCCUCGUCUCCUCCUCUCCUCCUCUCCUCCUCUCCUCCUCUCCUCCUCUCCUGCCUCCUUGCCUCCACUGAUUUACACACAUGUAACAUAUUAACUUCAUAAUAAGUGAACGCAGGCAGCUCUGGUACGUCUGUCAGUCAGCUGAUCCUCUCUUCUCUUUAAGAUGGGAGCGGUCCGUCUCAGUCUAGUCCAGAUAAUCAUUUCCCUUGAAUUCCAGCGAAUUCUGUGACGAAUCACGAAACAUAUUUAAUAUACAGUGAUAUUUAAUUCAUUUUCCUCCCAGCACCUCCUUUUACUGACGCAGCGACCAGUGACACAAUAAUCUUUUUUCUUUAUUGACCAAAUCAAAAAUAACCAGGUCAAAGUUCACACAUUGAGUCACAGUAAACAAACAACAACAUAUUAAUCAGGCUUGACGACCUAAACAAGAUAUUAAAGGAUAAAAUAAAUAAACAAAACAAAAGCUUUAUUUUUCAAUCACACCUCGCCGUCUGCUUCAACAAGCCGUUCCACAUUUCUAAAUGUUUUUGACAUCAUCAUUUAUUUUUGUAAUUUUUCCUCGUUAAUGUUGUUGAUAAUAUUCAUAAUGUCCCUGAACUGAACUAGAACCAGUGUUUCGAAAGAGGAGGGAAACCAGGUGAAGCUGCUUCUCUCUCUCUCUGCAGGUGGCAAUUAGAGCGAGAGCACAAAGGGUCAAGAGGCCAGAAGGUCUCUCCUCUGUGUGACCUCUGACCUUUAGGGUCACUGUUAACUUCACAGUUAAGAGUCAUUAAACUGAGGCUGCAGACUGGGGCCCAGCGGGGGGGCACAACAACAGUAGAUCACAGAACAUCUGUCACUUUAUCCAAUCACACGUUUCUAUUAAUGAUGUCACAGUGGAUCCAACCUCAGAACCUCAGAACUCAAAAAUUACAUUUUUAAUUCUCAUAAUUUUAGGGCAGUUUUUCUUGAGAUAUUGGGAGUUUAAAGUGGAAAUUUCCUCCGUCAUGUCGAGUCACGGGACAUGAAGCUGUUAAAGCUCAAUGUAUUGAAAUAUAUAGAAAGCAUCAGUCUGCAGCUCCUCUGUGUCUUCAUCACUCUCAGUUCAAAGGGACUAGUGCAGAGCGAGCAGGGGAGGCACAGUGCCGUAUCCACGGUGACCGUUACUCACGUGUAACCACGGCAGCAGGCCGGCAGCAAGGCAGGAUUUUUUUAUUCCAUCUUUCAUGUGUAGUAACCACGGCGACCACGAGAAGACUGAGGGAAUGAGACUUGUCUGUGGCUUCAUGUGUGCUGCUCUGUCUCUGUCUCUUACUGUCUCACCCCCUCUCUCCCC